Siniperca chuatsi (mandarin fish) is the source of this 1059-nucleotide messenger RNA. RefSeq names its product transmembrane protein 14A (gene tmem14a). The record is from RefSeq and is a predicted model, not a curated record. Gene Ontology annotation, cellular component: mitochondrial membrane. The transcript is spliced from 5 exons. Bases 132 to 440 code for a protein of 102 amino acids. NCBI's taxonomy places the organism in Eukaryota, Metazoa, Chordata, Actinopteri, Centrarchiformes, Sinipercidae. Gene Ontology annotation, biological process: regulation of heme biosynthetic process.
UGUCAGCGAACACAGCACGGAAAUGGCGCAUGCGUAUUACGGCUUGUGGGCAGUAACCGGGAAGUGCAGUCGCAGUUGAAGGUAACGUUUUCUAAGUGCUGAACCUCACUUGUUUGGACUCAAGCUUCGUGAUGGCAGUGGACUGGAUUGGAUUCAGCUAUGCUGCAGCCCUCGCCUUUGGAGGAUUUAUGGGAUACAAGAAAAAAGGCAGUGUGAUGUCCCUGAUGGCUGGUUUAGUUUUUGGUGGAUUAUCUGCUUAUGGAGCAUACAGAAUCUCUAAUGACCCAAAGGACAUCAAGGUCUUAUUGCUGGCCUCAGGAGUCCUCUCAGUCGUGAUGGGAAUGAGAUACAAGAAGUCUGGAAAAUUAAUGCCUGCUGGCAUUAUGUCAGGGUUAAGUUUGUUGAUGGCGUUCCGGCUGUUACUACUCAUCGUGGUGUGAAUGGAGGAACAACACUGACCAGACUGAGGGCUCCCUGUCUCUCAAUGAACAGACCUUGUUUUAAAGGAAACAUCAUUCCCAGUUAGCAUACUAGAACAAGUCUUCUGCUUUGUAUGGUAAAUUUACUUUCAUGUGACCAGAAACCUUGCAAAAGCUACCAGUGGGCGUUUAACAGAUUUAAGAUUAACUAGUAAUCUUAUUGCAGUAAAUCUGUUUUGGUGAUCUUAUAUAAAUCACACUGUUUGUUUGUUGUUGUUGUUGUUUUUUUGUACAUGUGCAUGAACGUGAAUCUCAUGAUUUGUGAUACGUUUUACGUUGUAUUAUUACCACAGGUUUACUCACAGUGUUGGCACCACAGCAGAUGUACGCGAGCUUUGUGGGUGCUAUUGUCUGACUUGGCAGGGGGCUUACUAUAUACACUAUGACAUCAGUUUUACAGGCUGCUAAACUAUCAAGGUUAUUAAGCUGAAAUAUUCAAAUUACUGAAAAAAGGAACAAGUUUAAAGGGAAAAAAUGUGUAUUCUUGACUGCCCAUGUGCUAUGUCUUUGACAUUUGACUUUGAAAAAGAAUAAUAAUGUAAUAAUAGCAAAGCAAAUUAAACUAAUGUGCUUGUUAAAA